Molecule: messenger RNA, 1416 nt
Organism: Besnoitia besnoiti
Lineage: Eukaryota; Apicomplexa; Conoidasida; Eucoccidiorida; Sarcocystidae
Exons: 9
Coding region: 1-1416 (471 amino acids)
Biological process (GO): magnesium ion transport
Cellular component (GO): membrane
Molecular function (GO): magnesium ion transmembrane transporter activity
Source: RefSeq, a predicted model, not a curated record
AUGUCAGGGACAGACGAGCACACUCAGUCCUACCUGUGGUGGGUAGGCGUCGGCAUCGUGUUCGUCGGGUCGCUUGCAGGCGCUGUCGGAGAUACCAUGGUUCGACACGUGUAUGUGAUGGCGGGGGAGGCCUUCACUCCCAAGCAGAUGCUGCGGUGCCCGAUGUUCGUUGCUGGAAUGCUGCUCACGGUCGUCCUUGAUCCAUUUUGCACUUUCCUCUCUCUCCUCUUUGCUCCAUCGUCGAUCGUCACGCCGUUCGCGGGAGUGCACAUCUUCUGGGCGGUGAUGAUUGCACACUUUUGGCUAAAGGAGCACCUGGGCGGGUGGGAGAAGAUCGGCUCCUUUGGCAUCGUCACGGGUGUCAUUCUCAUGGUUGUCUUCUCGGGUAAGGAAGCGAACAUCGGGAGCAUUGACGCCUUCGACUCCUACGCGCAAAGCGCCGGCGCCAUCGCUUACAUAGUCGUCUCCUUCAUGAUCCUCAUCGUCAUUCUCGAUCUCGCCUUCGCCUUCUACCCCUGCUCCCUCGGCUCCUCCGAGUACUCUGUCCGCCGAUUGGCCACCUCGCUGGCUUCGGGUUUCCUUGGAGGCAACGCGAACGUCGCUGCGAAGUUUUUUUCCAUCAUCGUUAUGGACCUUUUCUCGGGAAACACGUCUGUCUUCGGCAACUGGAGGACCUACGUCGUAACGCUCGGCGUCUGCUGCGUCGGCUUGGGGCAGCUGUUUUUUCUCAAUCUCGCUCUGCGACGCUACGAGGCGGUCUACGUGGUUCCGACGAUCAACAGCUGCCUCGUCGCGGAGGGGACGAUUGGCUCGAUUCUCGUGCUCCACGAAAUCCCUGGAAACUGGAUUGCCUUCAGUUUCGGACUCUUCAUGUGCAUCGCGGGAAUCCUCAUUUUAACGACCAUGCACACCGUGCAGCCCUCCGCUCUCGAGGCGAAGCCGUCGAGAGAGCCGGCGGCGAUUGAGAGCGCCGUGCUCUCAGAGCGUCAGGAGUCGAAAGGUCUCGAAACAGCCGAGCGUUACGCCACGCGCAAACUGGAAACCCUCACGCGCUCGUUCUCCAGGUCUGCGACGGCGGUAGCAGAGAUGGCUGUCAUUCUCAACCCGAAGGCGAUGUACAGCAUGUACACUAUGCAGGAAAACAGGCCUUUCGACCAAACUACACAGCUGCCUGCCGUUGAGGACAACUCGACGCCGGCAGAUUCCUCGUGCGGCUCCUCAGCGGGCGUCGGCUCUCCGCGCAGUUCUGCAGCAGGUCUGCGGUCCUCGGGGAGUCGCCGAGACUCCGAUACCGCUUUCGCGCCGCGUUUUAGUCCUGUGCCGCCGCCUCCGCCUCGUGGGCCGCAUGCGUUGGGACCCGUGCCGGCACCUGUGCAGCCGCCGCCUCGGAUUUGCGUGACCCCCGAGCAGCCGUGA